Molecule: messenger RNA, 14774 nt
Organism: Pan troglodytes (chimpanzee)
Lineage: Eukaryota; Metazoa; Chordata; Mammalia; Primates; Hominidae
Exons: 7
Coding region: 75-2078 (667 amino acids)
Source: RefSeq, a predicted model, not a curated record
GUUCUAGCAUCUGGCCAGGGCGGCAGCCUGAGAGCCAUGGAGCCGCUGGGUGCAGCACUGUCCUGCCCGUGUGCAUGGAGCUGCUUACGUUGCCUGCACUGCUGCUGUCCUGUUCCCACAACUUCUGCAAACACUGCCUGGAGCUGAUCUUGGUUUACCAGAAUUGCACCCAGGUCCAGGGAUGGUUCUGUUGUCCAGUGUGUAGGAAAGACAUUUAUUUGAAGGGCAGGGGAACAAAUGGAUUGCAGGGAAACAUCCUGGCUGAAAAUAUCCUGGAAAAGCUUAAGGAAGUACUUGAGACACUUCACACCGGGGAGCAAAACCAUCUCGCUCAGAUGUGUGAAAAGCGUGGAAAAAUCAUGAAUCUGUUGUGCCUAAGUGAUGAAAAGCCAAUAUGCAGGAUAUUCAAGCUCUCUGGGGACCACAGUUCUCACCAGGUAGCCAAGAUUGCUGAUGUGUACACAGAGAGGAAAGCUAGCUUUGCUGAGGACAUUCAGCAGGUGCUGCAGAGAUCUGAGAGCACAGCCCAGGAAACGGAGGUAUGGCUUGAAUCGUUCCUCUCCUGUCCCCACAUUAACAGGAAGACAAUGUUUGGUUCUGGUUUCAACAGUUUUCUCUUCAGAGCACUAGGCCAACAAAGGACACAGAGAGGCUCAUCAGACCUGUCCACCAGCACCACCAGCACAAGGACCAUGAUCAAAACCAUCGGAAACUGCCUGAUCAGCGGCAUCCACAGCCGCAGCCACAUGGUUACUUCAAAGCAGGAGCUGGAGCAUGCCUCUGAGUUGGAGAGGCUGCAGUGGGUGGCCUGGGACCUCGCAGUCCCCCGCCAGCUCUGCCACCAGAUGCUGAGGCUCCUGCAGCAGCACCAGAAUGCGAUACAGUUUCUCUUGGGAUCUGCAGCUAAGAGGACUUCCUUCUCCCAGUCCAUGUUUACUACAUUUCCAGGAAGGGACACUGGCCUUAUUGAGAUGAGCAAACUGAGGCACAGAACUCCAGGAGGCCUGGCCAAGGCCUCCUGGAGGGAACAGGGUCAGUUGACGGAAAAGAGCCCGAGGCUGCACGCUGGACAGCGUUCGGACCUUCCGGGUCGCGCACGUGUAAAUUGCCCCCAGGAGCCUGAGAGAGCAAAGCAGCCGCCCCGCCCCGCGGGCAGCGCGUUCAGCGGCCACGUGACACAGCCAGCCCAUCACGCGCAAAGGGCAGGGCCUGGAGGACACCACGCCCGCCACUCUCUCAGCCCUCCACUAGGAAAGAAGGAGAUGGUAUUGGUGGGCGGGCCAGACCCGCCUCCCCCACGGUGGCCACCCCGCGCGAGGCGGGCCCAGCCGCCGCCCUCCAACGGCUUCACCAAUGGGCUUGCGCGCUUUCCGCGGCGCCCGCCCCUGCAUCGGCCUCCCGGCGCCCGCGCUGCUUUCCCUCAGGCCGCCGCGGCGGCGCCCGCCCGCGCCUCCAUCCGGGUCCUGGCGCGCUGCUCUCCCGGCAGCGACGGGCGCGAGGGCCGGGGCAUUCCCACGGCGGCGACGGCCCUCUCCGCGAGCGCGAGGUGGGUAUGGCGGACGCGGCAGCGAGCGCGGGUCCGUCGCCAUUUUAUUUCGCGGAGACUCGCGGCAGCGGGUGGGCAGAAUGGGAGAGCCGUGGGCCGGCCCGCGCCUGUCCGGCUAACGCGGGCUGGGACUGGUGGGGCGGCCUGCCCCCUCCAGCGGGCGGGUGGCCCCGGGGGGGCCGGCGGGCCGCGAGCGGAGGUCGCGGGCGCUCGGGGCACGGGGGAGGGGUGCCGCGUGGCCGCCGCGGGGCCGGCUCCAACCCCCUCCGCUUCCCGCCCAGCUCCUCACCGACAGGGCGGGGGAGGGGGGUCAUUCUUCACAUUCCUUACCCCGCCCUUCCCCCCGCUUCAAUCAAACUUGGGGCGGGCGGAAGGCCCGCCUUCCGGCCGGCGCCUGUUGGCCGGCGCCGCCUCUGACUGUGGCGUGACUGGUUGUAGGCGCCGCCAGGUGCCUCUGACGUCACUUCCGCUAUCAUGUUUGUGGGCCGGGGAGACCUUGGCCUUGGGGGUUGGGAUGAAGGAGGGAAGGUAGGAAGUGCGAGGGGCGGGGGGACAGGGCGGGAAGGCGCGGGCGGGGAGGGCGGGAGAGUCGUGGCUGGCUGCAUGCCCCUGCUCCCCGCGGCCAAGUGCAGCCUCCCUUCCUGAAGCAGCUGCUGCGGCUGGAGGUCCGCUGCGGCAGCCGUCCUUGGCGAGGGGGAGGGGAACGCGGGAGCGGGAGGAAAUCGUAUCCCGGGGGACGGGGCUUGGAGAUUUGCGACUCGGUGUCACCGGAAACAGCGCUGGCCUUUUGAGUCGACACUGCAAACUCUUGGAACCGAGUGCCUCUCAGAAGGCUUGCUAAUAAACUUCCCGGGCGGGCUCUAGUGUGAGGAAUGUGGUAACCUGUAUGUCCUUGGCCAGUAAUGCCCUUCGGUCUUUCAACUUUUUACAGUAGAUUCUGUGUCAGAGGUAAUGGUAUGUAUUCUUCAACUUACCGGUUUUUAAAAAAUUGACUAACGAGAGGGCGGGCAGACAGGAAAAAGCAGGGAAGACAGUGAAUGUUAAAAUUUUGAGGUAAAUCAGGAGACUGGUUGAGUUUUGCUUUUUAACUUCAUUGAUAAAUACUGCUUUCUUGGCAUACAGUUCCUAAAGUUAAAGCAUCAUGUGGCAUUCCUUCGCAUUUAUGUCUGUUGGCCUGAAGUAUAAGAACAUUGAAUGUCAAAUUCCAAAUUUAUGUGUAGUUUAGGAAAUAAUUGUUUAUAUCCAGAAUUCUUGUGGUGUUUGGCGGGGUCUGGUUUUAUUUACUGUAUAUUCGGGAAGUGUGUGUAGUUAGGGAAGUAAAAACUUGGAAGUUACUUCGGGUUUUGUGAGAAUGUUUGAUUCAUUAUACAUAUUUGUUAGAAGUUUACUUUGAAACUUCAACUUUGAGAAUAGACAAAUUUCUUGACGUCCUGUAAAUUCAGUGGUAUAUAGCAUUUUAAAAUUUAUCACUUAGGUGCAAUUACAGUGUGAGGGGAAAAGUUAACUUUUUUGAAUAGUUACAUUGCAGUGACAGCAAGAGAGUAUUUUUAUGUGUAGACAGGCUGUGGGUUCCCCUCACUUAAAUUGAAGCUCUGUUGAACUUGAGACACUUAAGAAUCUUGCAAGUGUGAAAAGUGGAGUGAAACAAAACAACCAUUUCUAAAACGAAAAUGUGUAAAUAACUGCGUUCAGUUUUACACAGUGAAGAAAUAAGUAUUAAACAAGUUAGUCUCAAACGUUUAUAUCUUAAGGUCAUUUUAUUCCUGUUAUCAUUAACUAGACAUAUCUUGGUUUAGAGAGCAGCACACAAGACAUUGUGUACUUUUAAUAGCUAAGAUAGUAUAAUAACUACUCAUAUGGGAAUUACCGAGUGUUAAGAGCGCCAAACUAGUGUUUCAAACUGUAGGUCCUGAGUUAUAGGGUCAUGAAGUCACUUUAGUGGGUGGUGAUCCGAAUUUUUUAAAAAGUAGAAAAUAUUCCAUUGAAUACAAAAUAGUAUGUUGAUUCAGCUCGACACAUGUGUAUUCCUGUAAAAUAAUCCUGUGAAGCUGAGUGUCAAAAGUUGAAAAACUUCUUCUGUAGGGUGUUUUUCUCGUUUAUAGCAUUGUGUAAAGUAUUAUAGUUUAAUGUUUUUUAACGAGUAUUAAAUGGGCUGUUUAUAUUUGGUGGAACAUGAGCCACUCACUUUAGUUUCACAAGUUGGGAAGUAAAUUUGCCAUCCAGGACCAGUAUGCGUUUUAAUCAUAGUAUUUUUAAUAGCCUGUGAGGCUUUUCUUUAGACCAUAAGAGGUCUUUUCCAUCCCAUAAUAUUUAUUGCCAAUUAUUUAUCCAUGUCUAGAUGAGACUAGAAGAAUCCGAAUCCCCAGUAAUGAGUUGUCAGCAUUGCUUAAUGUGACCUCAGGACUGAUCAUUAUAUGCUUUUUGCCUGUGUAGGUGUUCUAAGCGUUGUAUAAUCACUUAAGAAUGGACUUCAUUAAAUAGACAAAAUAUGAGAGCCAUUACACUACUUUUGGUACUAAGUCUUUGAAAUCCAGACAGUUUUACACUUGCAGCACAUACACUUGGGGCUAAUCACAUUUCAGGUGCUCAGUAGCAACAUGUGACUAACAGCUGCCAAAUGAACAGUGCAGUUCUAGUGCACUGUUUUUAAAAAAAUUAGAUUUUUUUUUAAAUUAGAUUUCUCUAGCUGAAUAGUUGUAGUUUCAGAUAAACAGCCAAAAAUGUUCUGUCUCUCCACAGCUUCAUCUCAAUUGUGAAGAAAUUGCAUUAGGUGAUUUUUUUUUUUUUUUUUUUUUAAUAAUAGAAACAACGUCUCACUAUGUUGCCCAGGUUGGUCUCCAACUCCUGAGCUCAAGUGAUCCUUCUUCCUCAGCCUCCCAAAGUGCUAAGAUUACAGGUGUGAGCCACCGGGUUCCUGGCCGAAUCAGGUGAUUUCUUAGGCCCUUUCUAAAUACAAGGUUUAAGUAUUUUGAGGCAGCCGACAGCUAUACCUUUAAGUCUCUUUUGCUUCUCUAAGAAUAAGACAUUUUGGAUAAUUUGUUCUACCAUAACGUAAUGAAUACAAGUUGGGAGCAUUUUGCUCUUCUGUUAAGCACAGUUGGCCUUCCUGUCCAAGGAUUUUUGCAUCCUUGAAUUCAACCAACCUCUGAUGGAAAAUAUUUGGGGGAAAAAAAGUAAUACAACAAAAAUAAUAUGAUCAAAAAUAAUACAGUAUAACGACUAUUUACAUAACUUUUACAUUGUAUUAGGUAUUGUAAGUAAUCUAUGUAGGAGGAUAUGUGUAGGUUACAUGCAAAUAUGACACCACAUUUUAUAAGGGACUUGAGCAUCUGAGGAUUUUCCUCUGGGAGAAGGAGGUAUCCUGGAGGCAAUCCCCUGAGGAUACUUUUCUACUUUGUGUGAAUUUUUCAUUAACAGGAAGUUACAGUACUUUUCUGGUCACCUGAGAAACCCACCCCAUAUUUUUAUUAGCCAAAUGUAUAAUUCUUGAAUGCUUAGAAUUCAUUUCUUAAUGAUUUCACUGUUGUGCAGUAUAGACUGUGAAUUGCCUACUAUAAGGAUACAGUUAAUUAUAGUAAACUGUGGAAUCUAGAUUAAAUAAUUACACCCUACUUUUUUUCUUGGCUUGUGGAUGUGUAGACUACAUAGUGGUUUUUUCAACCCAGGAACAUAACAGUAUAAUGGAGGAUAGGAAGGCAGAAGAUUUUUAAAGGGUUGAGAAAUAAUGGUAUAUGUAUAAUGGUCAGUAAGCAGAACAAGCCAGCCAAGUUGGAUAUUUUUCAAGACUAUCUUAAGUGUCUGCUAUGUGUCUAAGAGUGAAAGGAAAUAAGGAAUAGUCCUUUUGGGAAACCUGACCUAGUACUUAGCUAUUUCAGACUUAAUGUGAUGUUUGAUAGAGUAGGAAAUAAGAUCUUAAAUUAGAAUUAGGUUAAAUUUCUUUAGAGAAACUUAUUUAUAAAUGUAAAGAAUUUAUUAUCUCAUGUGUUGCACAUGCUCUAUCGAAGGGAGCAAAAUACUAUUGGAGAGUUUGCUUAUUAAUGUAAUACUCAGCCUGCAUCAUUGUCGGAUAAUUUUGUUGAUAAUUCAACUAUUUGAGAUUGAAAGAAAUCUGUUAAAGUAGCCAGUGUUGUAAUUUUGAUUUGUAUUUGAUUACAGCGUAUGAAACAAAAAUGAGACUGGAGGAAAUAGUUUACUUGUGAACUUUUUGAGCUACUUUGUUUUAGGAGUAUUUAAAUUAAUGUAAAAGUGUAGGGAAAUGUCUUAGCUCAGAAAAUUUAAACUUACUAGAUAUUAAGUGCUUAAAAGGUAGAGUAUGCUUGCAUUUCAACUAAAGUUUAGAGUGUUUUAGGAAAUUAGAGGCUAUUUUAAAAAAAUAUUUUGAAGUUAGGAAUGUGUUCCUAAGUGUUUUCACCAUAAGAAAAUAGUCUGUGGGGAUAGUACAUACGUUAAUUAACUUGAUUUAGCUAUAAUAUAAACCUAUUUUAUGUACACCAUAAAAAUAACAAUUUUUAUGUCAAUUUGAAACAAAUUCAUUACAAAAAUGAAAUUAGGAAUGUGAAUGUUAAUAACUAAGUUAUGAAAACUUACUUGAUGUAAAUGUAGAUAUAGACAAGUCUAUAACUAAUAGAUUUGCCUGCUUUGUAGCAUGCUUUAAAUUGAUAAUAUUUUUAACUAUCACAAGUAUAUCUGGAAAGGUAAAAUUCCUGUUAGGAUAGUUUGUCAAAUUAAUUUAUUAUUAAGUACAGUUGCCAUUUGUUGAGUUAAUUUCUCAGUCAUUCAAUAUCUUUGCAUGUAUCCCAGUCCUGACAGCAACCCCAUGAGGUGUGGGCUGUUACAGUUCCCCCAAAUGGCGAUGAGAGAACACAGCCACUAAGUAGCUGCUUGGCUGCUUGACCCUGAAACCAUUGCCCUUAACCAUUUUCCUGUACUGGUAUGCUGAGCUGAAUGAAAUGAAGAUACAUUUUGUGUAAGUUGAAUUUUGACUUUUAGUUGCCAUAAAUUAAUUAAAUAAUUUAUUAUUAUAUAUAUAUUUUUGAGACAGUUUUGCUCUUCUUGCCCAGGCUGGAGUGUAAUGGUGCGAUCUUGGUCUACUGCAACCUCUGCCUCCUGGGUUCAAGCGAUUCUCCUACCUCAGCCUCCUGAGUAGCUGGGAUUACAGGUGCCUGCCACCAUGCCUGGCAAAUUUUUGUAUUUUUAGUAGAGAUGGGUUUUCACCAUGUUGGCCAGGCUGGUCCCAAACUCCUGACCUCAGGUGAUCCACUCGCCUGGACCUCUCAAAGUGCUAAGAUUAUAGGUGUGAGCCACUGUGCCUGGCCAGUUGCCGUAAUUUUUUUUUUUUUUUUUUUUUUUUUUUGAGACCGCAUCUUGCUCUGUUGCCCAGGCUGGAGUGCAGUGGCGUGAUCUCGGCUCCAUGCAACCUCCACCUUCCAGGUUCAAGCGAUUCUUCUGCCUCAGCCUCCGAAGUAGCUAGGACUACAGGCGCAUGCCACCAUGCCUGGCUGAUUUUUUUAUUUUUAGUAGAGAGGGCGUUUCACCAUAUUGGCCAGGCUGGUUUCGAACUCCUGACCUCAUGAUUCGCCCUCCUGGGCCUCCCAAAGUGCUGGGAUUACAGGCAUGAGCCACCGUGCCUGGCCAUUUGCCAUAACUUUUAAUGAGAGGGUAGUUCCAGCUACAGAUUGAGGUAGUAUGUGUGAAUAAGGAUAGAAAGUGGAUAUAAAAGUAUUUUUGUUACUUUUUAAGAAAGAAUUAUCAGAAGGCUCAAAUUCUGAUAAUUUUAGCUAAUAGUAUCCUACCUAAGAAGUAAACAAAGGCCCAGAAAUUAGAUGAUAUGUCCAAGGACAUAGUAAAUGGGGAGCCAGCAUUAACUGUAGACAGAAAAACUUCAAGUCCUAAAUGUAUACUAGCUAUCAACCCACUCUUUCCCAGUACGCAAGCAUUACAUAGUUGUGAUUAGUUAGUUAGGGCUUUUAAUUAACUUCCAAAUGAAUAUUUCCAUGGGUUCUUGUAAUCCAUAAAUUCAUGGAUUAUGUUCAGUGUUUAUGAGAGCUGGCCCUAACUGAACAUUGCUCGGCUGUUUGGUUUUAGUUUCCACCAUUUGCUGUAAUCAGUGUUUUCUAAACUGCAGGCCGGGAACCAUUAGAUUAUAAAAUCAGUUCAUGUAUAUAAUAAAAUAACAUAUUAGAGUAAGUAUUGAUUUGUGAACAAUAUUAUUUAUUGGAUUACUUAUAUACAUAUACUUUUCAAAAAAUUGAGGGUCAUGUUAAUAGCACUUGGUAUGUAAAUUACCAGAAUGCUUUCUAGCAAUAUGGUAUUUAUUUACACAGCUGGAUUGAGAAAGAAUAAUACAAAGUAAGCAUGUGACGCCAAGGUUGGAAAAAAAUAUGUUUUUGAGUGUUUGAUGAGGAUUCAAACAUGUUUUAAAUGAGAAAAUCGGUAGGAGGUUGAGGAUUGUAGUAGAAGUACCAGAUGCUUUUUCUUUUAGCUGUUUUUUUUUUCGUUGCUGUUGUUUGGUUGGUUUUGGUUUUGGUUUUUUUUUUUUUUUUUUUUGGCUGUUAUUGUUUUAAAAGUAAGGACUAGGCCGGGUGCAGUGGCUCACACCUGUAAUCCCAGCACUUUGGGAGGCGAAGGCAGGCAGGCAGAUCACCUGAGGUCAGGAGUUCGAGACCAGCCUGGCCAACAUGGUGAAACCCCGUCUUUACUAAAAAUACAAAAAUGAGCUGGGCGUGAUGGUGCACGCCUAUAAUCCCAGCUACUUGGGGGGCUGAGGCAGGAAAAUCGCUUGAACCCAGGAGGCGGAGGUUUCAGGAGCCAAGAUCACACCGUUGCACUCCAGCCUGAGUGACAGAGCAAGACCUCGUCUCUAAAAAAUAAAAGUAAGGACAGUGCUGAUUCAUGGGAAAUAUUUUGGCUUAUAAAGGGCCUGACGUUAGGGACAAGUGUGUCUGUGAGUUCCUACUUUGCAUAACCUGGCCUUGGAGAAUUGAAAUGGUCUCAAAUGUAGUAUAGUUUAGUGAUGCAGUACUGUCUCUAAUUUGGGGCAAGUUAUUAAGCUUCUUACCACCAGUUUUCAUCUAGAGAUGAUGAAGUAGUGGGACCUUACAUAUUUUGGAUAUAUGGUAUUAAUAAAUCUUUCCCUUUUUCUUACAGACGUGUUGAUACUGCAGCUAGGAAAGCUGAGGGACUUCGGCUAAAUUUCUUUUGCAAGAUUUCAAUGGCAGAGAAUUAGUAGUAGGGCCAGGAUUUGAACCCUGGUUUUUAUUGACUCCAAAUGAGUAAUGCUGUGAACAUUCAAAUACACGUUUUUUCAAUUCUCUUGCCCUUUUUUUUUGCGGGGAGGGGCAGGGUCUCACUCUCUUGCUCUGACUGGAGUGCAGUGGUGUGAUCAUAGCUUACUGCAACCUUUAACUCCUAGGCUCAAGCAAUCUUCCUGCCUCAACCUCCUGAGUAACUCAGCUGGGACCAUAAGCCUGCACCACCACACCCAGCCAUGUUCAGUUCUCUAGAGUAUAUACCUAGAAAUGGAAUUGCUGGGUCAUAUGGUGAACUGUUUUUUACUCAUCACUAACCAGUUCUGACACCAACAAUCAAUUCUUCAACUCGACACCAACAGAGUGUCCUACAAUUAAAUUUAAUUCUGAAACUACCUGAAGUUAGUACAAACUUCACAGGUUGAGGGCUCAAACACGUAAGACUGCCCCCGCUUCAGAUGCUAGUUUUAAGUCCUAGGUUUCUACCUGAAUUUUUAACCAACCAGCUAUAAAUUAGGGGGUUUCACAACCUCUUCCACUGGGUCUAUAAUUUGCUAGGAUGGCUUACAGAACACAGGAAGACACUCAUUAUCACUGGUUUAUUAUAAAGGAUUUAAAUGAAUAGCCAGAUGAAGAGGUCCUUAAGCUGAAGUCCAGGAGGGUUCCUAGCACAGGAGCUUCUGUAUCUAUGGAGUUAGGGUUACACCAGCCUCCUGGCAUGAAGAUGUGUUUUUCAACUCAGAGCUGUCCAAACCCUGACACUUAAGGGGUUUUUAUGGAGGUUUCGUACUUAGGCAUGAUUGAUUACAUUAUUGGCCUUUGAUGAUUGGCUUACUCUCUGUCCUCUCUGCUUUACCUGGAGGUUGAGGGGGUGAGGCUGAAAGUUCCACCCCUCUAGUCACACCUUGGUCUUUCUGGUGACUAUCCCCCUCCUGAAACUACAGGAGCCACCAGUCGACUCAGUAGCAUUAAACAGACAUUCAUCACUUAGGAAAUUCUGAGGGUUUUAGGAGCUGUAUGCCAGCCAGGAUCUUCAAAUGGAGACAAAGACGAAAUACGUAUUUCUGAUUCCACUUAACAACAACUGUUUGACUUGUCUACAAGUUUUGUUCUCCAAAGCAGCUGCACCAUUUCACAUUCCCACCAGCAAUCUAAGGGUUCCAGUUUUCUCCGCAUCCUUAUCAACACUUUUAUUAAUCUUAUUAGCCAUCCUAAUGAAUAAUGUAUCUUUUCAUGUGCCUGUUGGCCAUUUGUGCUUAUGAGUCAUAUCUUUGGUGAAAUAUCUAUUAAAAUAUUUUGUUUACCAUUAAAUUAGGUUGUUUUAAGUUACUUUAAUGUGUGUUUUGCACACCAAUUUACAAAGAAUGCAAAUCCAUUUUUUUUGCAUGUGGCUAUACAGCCAUCUCAGCAUUAUUUGUUGAAAAAACGAUUCCCAGUUGAAUUGUCUUGGCAUGGUUGAAAAUCAGUUGACCCAUGUAUGGGUUUAUUUCUAGACUUUAAAUUCUAUUAUAUUGAGCCGUAUGUUUUUUAUUACGUUUUGUAAUUUUAAAAAUUAGUGCUUUUGGUUACUAAAUCACUACAAAAUAAAUUUAGUCCCUAUCUUAAAAGAUAAUCUUUGUAGUAGCUACCUCCUAAAUAUGAAGUCUGUAAAUUAAAGAGUAAUAAUACAGUUUAGAUUACUUGGGUUUAUUAAAGAUUUUGGACUCUGCCUUCAAUCCGCAUAUUACCUUUCUAUCUAAAGGAAAGGAUCCUGACCCUGAAUCAGAUCCAGGUGGUUAUCUUUGAUUUAGUCCUAAUAAGACCACUUAGUGUUUGCUCGCAUGGGAUAAAUGAGUAGGUUCCUUUAAAAAUUAGUUUCUAUUUGUGUGUGUUUUUUAUAUUAUCUCAUUGUAUGUUAGUGCAUUUGGAUUAUGCAUGAUGUACAGGACUUUUGGGUUUUGAAGUCAUUGGAUUUUUAAUUAGAGGCUGUCAUGUUUUUCUGUAAUGAUUUUUUGUUGUUUCUUGAAGGAUAAGUUAUUUCAUGCGUUUUCAUUUGUAGGAACUAUAAGAAAACCAGCAGUUAAUAAUAGUAAAAGGUGGUGGUAAGAGGGUGAUUUCUGAAUCUUGUAAAUACAUGGUUUUAGGAGCGGAUUCAGAUAACCAAGCAUUUAAAAUACUAUUAAUGAAAUACAGGAAAUGAAACCACAGCAUAGAUUAUGUAUGUAGUCAAAAUGUUCAGUUAAACUUCAUUUUCAACGUAAGUGAAUGAAAAUGGUCUAAUACUAUUUUUCUUAUCACUCACACAGGAAACCAGGAUUACCGAGGAGGAAAAAAAAGCCUUCCUGUGGUGCUCAACUGUGAUUCCUUUUCAUCAUUCACCCUGGAUGUUCUCUUCACUGUGGGAUGAGGUAGUAGGUUGUAUAGUUUUAGGGUCACACCCACCACUGGGAGAUAACUAUACAAUCUACUGUCUUUCCUAACGUGAUAGAAAAGUCUGCAUCCAGGCGGUCUGAUAGAAAGUCAGUUAACUAAUUGUACAAUAUUUAAGAUUAACUUGUCUUAAAGAGAUGUAGUGCAGCAUUUGUUUAUGGCCUGGAAAUAAAUUAAUUUAGAGAUAAAGUCUGUAGCAAGUACACUGGAUGGGGGUGGGGAAACCUUUUGCUGCUUGUCUUAUUUCUCUGUGUCAGAAUAAAUGUAUUUUUUUAUUUUGAUUUAUGCUGAUAAUUUUAUGUUGAAAUUUUCUUUUGAAAGAGAUUGUACUUUCCAUUCCAGAAGAAAACAUUGCUCUAUCAGAGUGAGGUAGUAGAUUGUAUAGUUGUGGGGUAGUGAUUUUACCCUGUUCAGGAGAUAACUAUACAAUCUAUUGCCUUCCCUGAGGAGUAGACUUGCUGCAUUAUUUUCUUUUUAUUUAGAUGAUAUUAAAACUCAGAAGAAUUAAUUUUGACAUUUUGUAUUUACAGUUUGUCAGUUAAUUUUCUCUGUUCAAGUAGUACAGUAGGCACAGAUUAACAUUUAAAUUUUUCACAUAUGGUAUAUUUCAGAAAUUUGAAGUUAAGCAAAAAUUUUAAUGAGUAGAGAAAGUAAGUAGCCUUCAGGAAAUCUUCAUAGAGGACCAGGCCCUUUUGGAAUUGUGAAUAGGUUUAUUGCCUUACAUCCUGGUACACAUGUCCAAGGUGAGAUCCUGGGUGGUAAAGGUAAAUACAAAUUGAAAGGGCACUGUGUGAGCCAAAAUGAGUCAGAUUAGUCAUGAUCUAUUUCCAGUUAGGGUUUUGGGUGGUCUUGGAGAAUGUUGUAAGCACUGCUUCAUUGAUAGGUUGAUUGAGCCAGACUUUACUCAGCAGCCUGGAAAAGGGGAGAUGGGCUCUGGGUUCUACCUUUGCUCACUGGUAAGUUGCUAAGAUUUCAGCUUUGCCCUCAAACCCUGAAGUAGUCCUUCAUUCACACAGUGGGAUCACUCGAAAAUGUCAGAUGGGGAAGUCCAUAGGUUGUUACUUUAAAGAAAAUAGAAAAAAUGCUGGAAAAGGUUUCUUCAAUUUUAAUACCCAUGAAGGCCCAUGUUUUAGCUUUCCUCCGAUGGGCAAACCAUACACUAACUUGGGCCUUGUAAUCAACAAGCAAGGCUAAAAGCUCUCUAAGUGCUUGCUGUUUAUUUUGUGUUGGAAGAAGAGUUGGAAAAGAGGCAGUGUGGAGGUGAGGGAGAAGUUCCCUCCCUCCAAUCAUUUCCAAUAAAUGGAAAUUUAAGGAGAAAUUUGUGUUUAUCCUUAAUAUCUAAGAUAAUCACUGUGCAGUGCCAUUGGUACUUUUCAUGAGAGUAGAAACAUCAAACUUCCUUGGAUGGGCCCAAUCCAGGUGACUUAACUCUGGACCAAAUGUAUGCUUUUUGUUUUAUCCACUGUGGACAGCUGCAUAGAUAAUUGGUCUUCUGCUUCUAAACUGCACAUAAAAACAUGGGAGAAAAUGACAUUUGUUGCCUUUUGAUGUGCCAAAGAAGAGUGGGAAUGUUCUAAGAAUUCUUCUUGGCUUAAUCUUUGUUGAAUUGAAAAUAUGUAUAACUCUUCUGCUGAAAGUGUAGCAAGUACAGUCAUGAAAUUUUGUGGUCUUCCUGACAUGUUCUUCCAGCAUAACGUUGCCACCUUCAGUUGGAAACGUAUCCUUAUCUAAUAAUUAAGCCCUGGAGAAAAAUUAAUUUAUAUAUUUUAUUAAUUACAUAAGGACAUUGUUACUAGCUAAGCAGAGUAAGUAAAUCGAAAUAAAACUUUAAAAAUGCCUUUAUGGAGAGAAUGACUAUCUCUGAAAGCUUGUUUUUAAUGAUGAUAAAAUUCAUGAUCAGAAUUUGUUUCUGUUUACUUUAAUUCAGGGGUCAAAAACUGAAAUACCAUCAGAGGCCCAGGAGGGGCUAGCUGUAACUGGCAAAUAUAGUAAAUUAAUUUGCUCUGGUUGAUAGGUAACAAGCAGGGUUUAUAUACAUUGUCACCUACUUCUCCAGUUAACAGGAGAGACUGGAGAUUUUAUGAAAUUUGAUAUUUAAAUGUUGGUAACUGGAUUGGGCGCCAUGGCUCACACCUCUAAUCCCAGCACUUCGGGAGGCUGAGGCGGGUGGAGCACCUGAGGUCAGGAGUUAAAGACCAUCCUGACCAGCCUGGUGAAACACAGUCUCUAAUAAAGAUACAAAAAUUAGGCCGGGUGUGGUGGCUCACGCCUGUAAUCCCAGCACUUUGGGGAGGCCAAGGUGGGCGGAUCACCUGAGUCAGGAGUUUGAGACCAGCCUGCCUAACAUGGUGAAAACCUGUUUCUACUAAAAAUACAAAAAAGUAGCUGGGCGUGGUGGUGGCUGCCUGUAAUCCCAGCUACUCUGGGGGCUGAGGCAGGAGAAUCACUUGAACCCAGGAGGCAGAGGUUGCAGUGAGCCGAGAUCACACCACUGUACUCCAGCCUGGGUGACAGAGCGAGACUCUGUCCAAAAAAAAAAUUGGUAAUUAAAUGUUAAAAGUCAGCGACUCCAGUAAUACGUGGUGGGCUGAGUAUUAGACAACUGGCUUACAUCCUCUGAUGUCAUUACUUUCUUGUUCGUUUGUGACUUGAGGUUGGAUUUUAAGCAAAUGUAUUUGUGGCUUUUUACCAAGGUCAUAUGGCCAGAUAACUUUUCAAAAGCAUUAGUUAAAGAAUUCUGAUUAGUUUGAAUUUGAAACAAAACUCAAAGAACAUGACCUAAUUUAACAGGUUAAUUUGAAGUGCAUCUGCCAAGUAGAAGACCAGCAAGAAAAAAAAAAUGGGUUCCUAGGAAGAGGUAGUAGGUUGCAUAGUUUUAGGGCAGGGAUUUUGCCCACAAGGAGGUAACUAUACGACCUGCUGCCUUUCUUAGGGCCUUAUUAUUCACCGAUAACCUGUUUCCUUGCUACUUUGCUUUGGUGUAAGCAGAGUUCUUUCUGUAGGUUUUUUCAAAUGAAAACAUUGCAAGAAUAUCAAAGAGAGCAGUGUUUGCGUUAGUGAUUAUAAACUGCAGCAUGGUGCUGACAUUGAUAACUGAAAGUCAACUAAUGAGAAUUUGAGACUUCUGAAGUACACUUAGUUGCUAGUGUCUCUCCCUUUUGGUGUCACUGGAAAGUUUAGAAAGCAUGGUUUUGUUUUUGCUCAGGUUUCUCUUUCUGUGAUGCAGAGACUCUCAGCUGUUCCUCCUCUAUGUCUACAUUAUGUCUGAAGGAAAGAAUUUAACAAAACUUGAAAUACUGCUGUUUUUCUACAAUGUUUGUAAAUAUCUUGCUGCUUUUCUAGGUUUGUCUUCUGGAUUUAAAAUUUGGGGCGGCUGGGGUGGAAUUGCAUGGUUUGGGAAUGGGUAAUUGAGCUGCUGCUCAUUAUGGUAUGUAACAGUGAUUUGUCUGUUUAAUAUGUACAAGAACUGGAAGGUCAAUAAAAUGAAAGUGGUUGUCUUGACUGGGUAAUGGUGUUACAUAUUUUGUUAAAAGUUAUACAUCUUUUAAAUAAAAACACUGCAUACUUCAAAA